Microthlaspi erraticum is the source of this 693-nucleotide messenger RNA. NCBI's taxonomy places the organism in Eukaryota, Viridiplantae, Streptophyta, Magnoliopsida, Brassicales, Brassicaceae. The record is from the annotation of a GenBank genome assembly.
GGCUGUGGCCACAACAACUCAGGGCUUGUGUCGACCACUUCAGGCAUUGUUGGUCUAAACUGGGCAGCUACAUCGCUCACCUCUCAGAUGGGAGAAAGAUUCUUAGGUCUUUUGUCUUAUUGCUUCUCCGGAACGGGAACUAGCAAGAUCAACUUUGGAGAGAACGCUAUUGUAGCAGGAGAUGGGACAGUAGCAGCCGAUUUGUUUCGAAAGGCGGAUAAACCGAAUAACUACUACCUAAACCUAGACGCAAUCAGUGUUAAUGAUAACCGUGUUGAGACGCUGGGGACACCGUUCUACGCCACAGACGGGAACAUUGUCAUAGACUCUGGAACCACUUACACGUUCUUGCCCGGGAGCUACUUGGAACAAGUGAAGGCGGCAGUGGAAAGCGUUGUGACAGCGGAACGAGCACCUUCCACAUACGGCAUGCUUUGCUACUAUUCGAAUCUCAUUGAUAUAUUCCCGGUGAUUACUAUGCACUUCUCCGGCGGUGCGGAUCUUGUGUUGGAUAAUAACAAUGUGUAUGUGAACAUGGGAGGAGGAGGAAGCUUUUGUCUGGCGCUUAUGGAUGGUGAUCCCAUGCAAGUGUCCAUCUUUGGGAACAGAGCACAGAACAAUUUUUUGGUGGGUUAUGAUCCUUCCUCAAUGGUGGUUUCUUUUAAACCCACCGAUUGUUCUGCACUGUUUUAG